AUCAAAUCACUUCCUGUGCCAGGAUCUCUACCUAUCAGCUGACGGGAGAGAAGUUUGAAUUAAGGCUCCUAUGCGGUCGCAAUGCCCUUGGAGGUGAGUUGGCCUUUCCCACAGUGCCCCCGACUGGGAUGGAGGCUGUCCAGCUCCCUGGUAAUGGGCAUGGUGGGAUCCUAUAGCUUCUUAUGGACCAGAUACAUGAACUGCAUGAAAGUGCACAACCAGAAUGUUCUCCUGGACUUAAUUGAUCAACGUCCCAAGGACCGUCCUCUCAUCACUCUGUCCAAUCAUGAGUCCUGCAUGGAUGACCCACACAUAUGGGGGGUGCUGAAGCUUCGGCAGUUGUGGAACUUCAAGAAAAUGAGAUGGACCCCUGCAGCCUCUGAUAUCUGCUUUACCAAGGAGUUCCACUCACGCUUUUUCAGUAGAGGGAAGUGUGUACCAGUGUGUCGAGGUGAUGGGGUUUAUCAGAGAGGCAUGGACUUCCUUUUGGACAGACUCAAUCGAGGGGAUUGGGUACAUAUAUUCCCUGAGGGAAAGGUCAACAUGACCCACGAGUGGAUACGGUUGAAAUGGGGUGUGGGAAGAUUGAUAGCUGAAUGUACUCUUGAUCCAAUUAUCUUGCCUAUGUGGCAUUUGGGUAUGAACGAUGUCCUACCCAAUACUCAUCCCUACAUACCCCGGACUGGAAAGCCAAUUACAAUUUACGUGGGGAAGCCUUUUACUGUGAAACACCUUGUGGAUUCGCUAAAAGCAGAAAACAAAAGCCAGAUGGAGAUGAGGAAGGUCCUCACAGACUUCAUCCAGGAGGAGUUCCGCAGCUUAAAAUCCCAAGCGGAGGCCCUGCAUCAGCGGAUACAGAACCAAGGAUGAGGCCUUGGCUGGCACUUUCGACUACCCUCAGGGACAAGGCUGAAGAAGGCCAGAGCAUAUGACCAGAUCAGCCAGCCUCCUGAAAAAUCACAUGUAUACACACACACGCAUACAUACACACAAACAUACAUACAUACCAGACACUCACCACAGCAGCAGGUGGACCACAAAUAUAUCUGAUACUCAUCAGAUAGCAGGAUUCCUUUUUUACAGUUUUCUGAUUAUCCUGUCCCUCUUGAAACAAUCCCAGCUGGAACAACAACUGCAAUGGGCUUUUUAAAAGUGCAUGUGCCAAAUUGUUUAGCCUGGAAGCUGUAUUUACCCUGAGUGCUGAAUAAUGAAGACAUGUCAUGUACAGUUUAGAGGCAAUCACUUUCUGAUUGCCUCAUUAACAUUACUGAGUGUCUCAACCAAGAAGUGGACUUGUGAAGGAACUUGGUUGUGAAGGGGAAUUAGUAUUUUUUAUAACUCACUAUUUAACAGUGGUGUUUCCAUGAGAAAUGUAUGCCCAUUUUUGCCAGUUUUUCAAAAGUUUCAAAAAUGUAGUUGCUAUAUUUAGAUUUUUGAGGCAGUCAGUGAACUAUAUAUACACUACUCACAAAAAGUUAGGGAUAUCUGGCUUUCGGGUGAAAUGUAAUGUUUCAGUACAGAAAGUGUUGGACAUGUGCAUUCAAAAGUUUAGAAAAGGUCACAUUAAGUUCACCUGUAAAGAGUAUAAUGGAUUUUUGGUUUAUCCUAAAAUUUCACCCGAAAGCCGAAUAUCUCUGACUUUUUGUGAGUAGUGUAUGUAUAGCGAAUAUACACGUUUCAUAUCUAUAAGUGCGGUCUAUGCCAGGUAGACUGAAAAUGGCCUAAAGUGUCUGUUGUACAUCAUUCAUUGAUAACCUACUUUACAAUUAAAUGUUUCUAGUGUAUGCAAAUUUACAGCCGACUGAAUCAUCUCCCCUCUAAAAUUAUCUGGCAUUAGUAUUCUAUCAGACUGAAAUGGUUUUAGUUAUUGCAUACUGAGACUCAGCAAGUAUUCUAGUUGAUAUUUGACUUGCUGAUAUUUAAGGUUUCCGAAUUUGUGCUUAAAUUAUUGAUGUAGGAGUAUUUAUGUUGGUGCCAUGGUUUUUCUCUGUGCCCUUUCCACUUACUUGUUUGUAAUAGAGCAGCUUGGAAUGACUAAACUAUUUAAUAAUUUACCUCCUAUUUUUAUAAACAGUUAUUUUGAAUUACCUCUUGAUUCUGUACCCUUGUGCACCCCCCCCCUUUUUUUUCCCCAUCUCACCUGGCAGAUAGCACCAAAUGGAUUUUGUGUCCGUCCUGUCAGCAUGUGAUUAAAACUCUGCCUCAAGUCAAAUUGUUUCACUUUACCUACAGUGAAUAAAAUAUUUAUUUGA
This is a messenger RNA of Alosa alosa (allis shad), 2252 nucleotides long. RefSeq names its product tafazzin, phospholipid-lysophospholipid transacylase (gene tafazzin). Gene Ontology annotation, cellular component: mitochondrial membrane. The record is from RefSeq and is a predicted model, not a curated record. Gene Ontology annotation, biological process: cardiolipin acyl-chain remodeling; inner mitochondrial membrane organization. NCBI's taxonomy places the organism in Eukaryota, Metazoa, Chordata, Actinopteri, Clupeiformes, Clupeidae. The transcript has 11 exons. Gene Ontology annotation, molecular function: 1-acylglycerophosphocholine O-acyltransferase activity. The coding region runs from base 82 to 870 and encodes 262 amino acids.